Molecule: messenger RNA, 2122 nt
Organism: Cajanus cajan (pigeon pea)
Lineage: Eukaryota; Viridiplantae; Streptophyta; Magnoliopsida; Fabales; Fabaceae
Gene: LAZ1
Product: organic solute transporter ostalpha protein (DUF300)
Source: RefSeq, a predicted model, not a curated record
AUAGUGCGAAUAUCAAUAUAUGAGGGAGGAGGAAGGCAGUCCCACAGAGGCAGUGUAGAAAGGAGACGUGUAUUAAUUUGAUUGUAAUUUGUUUUUUAUUUGAAGAGGGGCAGAUAGAGGAGACUGGUCGGAGAGGAUUGCGAUGCGAAAAGGAAAAGAAGGGUUUCCUUUCUUGAAUUGCUUGCUGCCGAGACGAUCCAGAUAAGAACAGGUCUCUGAAUUUAGCUAUACUAUACUAUUACUGUGACUGUGACUGUGAGUGAGUGGUCAAUGAACAACAGCAGCAUUCUCAGCCAGUUGAUUUCCUCGCCUCCUGCAUGGGCAACUAUAAUCGCAGCUGCAUUUCUCGUCCCCACUCUAGCUCUCUCCAUGUAUCUUUUGUUCGAGCAUCUUUCCGCUUACAAGAAUCCCGAGGAGCAAAAGUUCUUGAUUGGGGUUAUCCUAAUGGUUCCCUGCUAUUCUAUUGAAUCUUUUGUAUCAUUGGUCAAUCCUUCUAUAGGCGUUGAUUGCGAGAUUCUAAGGGACUGCUACGAAUCCUUUGCCAUGUAUUGCUUUGGAAGAUACCUUGUUGCCUGCCUCGGCGGCGAGGAAAGGACCAUUCAGUUCAUGGAGAGACAGGCACCUGCUUCUCUUAAAACCCCUCUUCUACAACAUUCUUCUGACAAGGGCACUGUCAACCAUCCCUUUCCUCUUAACUACUUCCUUAAACCUUGGAAACUCGGUUCCGGCUUCUACCAAAUUGUCAAAUUUGGCAUUGUUCAAUAUAUGAUAAUCAAGGCUUUCACCGCUAUUCUCGCUGUAAUCCUUGAAGCCUUUGGAGUCUACUGUGAAGGAGAAUUUAAACCAGCAUGUGGGUAUCCUUAUGUGGCAGUGGUUCUGAAUUUCAGUCAGUCAUGGGCUUUGUACUGCCUUGUUCAAUUUUAUACUGUCACAAAGGAAGAACUGGCUCAUAUAAAGCCAUUGGCCAAAUUUUUGACAUUUAAAUCAAUUGUGUUCCUCACUUGGUGGCAAGGUGUGGCAAUUGCUCUCUUAUGCACCUUUGGUCUGUUCAAAAGUCCCAUAGCUCAAGGCUUGCAGUUCAAGUCAAGUGUCCAAGAUUUCAUCAUUUGCAUUGAGAUGGGCAUUGCUUCCGUAGUUCACCUGUAUGUGUUUCCAGCAAAGCCUUAUGAGCUAAUGGGAGACUGCUUUCCUGGAAGCGUUUCAGUUCUGGGAGAUUACUCUGCUGACUGUCCUCUGGACCCUGAUGAGAUUAGGGACAGUGAGAGACCCACAAAACUGCGGCUUCCUACACCUGAUGUUGAUACCAAGAGUGGGAUGACAAUUAGAGAGAGUGUUCGUGAUGUUGUUAUCGGUGGUGGUGGAUAUAUUGUAAAAGAUGUGAAAUUCACAGUCCAUCAAGCAGUGGAGCCUGUGGAAAAGGGGAUCACUAGAUUCAAUGAGCAACUACACAGAAUCUCCGAAAAUAUUAAGAAAAAUGACAAAGAUGGAAGAAGAACCAAGGAUGAUAGUUGCAUCGUCUCAUCAUCACCUGCAAGGAGAGUGAUUCGGGGAAUCGAUGACCCCCUCUUGAAUGGUAGUGUCAGUGAUAGUGGACUAUCAAGGGGUAAGAAGCAUCGCAGGAAAUCUGGAUAUACAAGUGCAGAGAGUGGAGGAGAGAGUAGUAGUGAUCAAAGUUUUGGGGGCUACCAGAUUAGAGGCCGUAGGUGGGUUACUAAAGAGUAGCCAAUGAUUUAGUGAACAGCUUAUGAGGAGGAGGAAUAAUUUGUUACAUUCUCAGGCUGACUUUUGAAACAUGUUUGGCGCAUGACAGUUCUGGUUGAAAUUUUUUUUAUAUAUAUCAUUUCUCCUCGGACGAAGUCAUGAUAUUCUUGUGCCAUUACUAUGAUGGGCCUUCUGUAUUUGUAUAGAGGUUUCUUCUGGCAGCUUCUAAUGCUUUGUACCAAACAAGAAAUUUGCAGCAGUGCCAGAAUAAGCCAGUGUUUGUCGAGGGCAAUACGUAUUUGAUGCUGGGGCUUUUAGUAUUUCUAAAUGUCAAUGUUAGUGUAUGCGAUCAAGUGUUUAGAGAAAUGCGCGUGUAAAUAUAUUUUUAUCAAAAGAAAUGUCAGAAACAAGCUUUUUUUAA